This is a messenger RNA of Petromyzon marinus (sea lamprey), 2022 nucleotides long. RefSeq lists its product as uncharacterized. The record is from RefSeq and is a predicted model, not a curated record. Lineage: Eukaryota; Metazoa; Chordata; Hyperoartia; Petromyzontiformes; Petromyzontidae.
AAUCAAAGGGUGGUGCGAGUGUAGUUUUAAAUGCGUGGCAUCGGUGUUGACGGCCGUAGCUUUAUUAUAUAAGGGUGUUGUUGUUGUUGUGUCUGUGGGUAAAGGCGCAGACGCUGCUGUGUCGUUACACUCGCAGCCUGUGGGUCACGCAGCUGAUGCCGGCGGUCUGGCCGCUGGGCCAUGUGUUGUUGCCGGCAGCCCGUGUCGCCACAAGACUUGUUUGUGACGCUGAUCGUAUCUGGCGGAAAUCUAAAUGCGACUCAUUUUUCGAAGAUACACAGCCGUGUCUUGGGGUCGUGCUCGCGUCACUGAAAUCGGGGCUUGGUCACAGACUGGCACGGAGGGCCACGCGUGUCGUUGGUUACUCAGUGGGGACCACGCGUGUCGUUGGUGUUCAGUGGGGACCACGCGUGUCGUUGGUGCUCAGUGGGGACCACGCGUGUCGUUGGUUACUCAGUGGGGACCACGCGUGUCGUUGGUGCUCAGUGGGGACCACGUGGCUCGUUGGUGCUCAGUGGGGACCACGCGUGUCGUUGGUUACUCAGUGGGGACCACGCGUGUCGUUGGUUACUCAGUGGGGACCACGCGUGUCGUUGGUUACUCAGUGGGGACCACGCGUGUCGUUGGUGCUCAGUGGGGACCACGUGGCUCGUUGGUACUCAGUGGGGACCACGCGUGUCGUUGGUACUAGGUGGGGACCACGUGGCUCGUUGGUUACUCAGUGGGGACCACGCGUGUCGUUGGUACUCAGUGGGGACCACGUGGCUCGUUGGCACGGUCAGGACUCGCGUGUGGCUGGCACGGAGGGUUCCUGGCGACUGCUGGUUCCAAUCCCCGUGGGCACAGUCUGUGCUACAGACACGACAGCUUCUUCUCUGCAACACUCGACCAGGUCAGCUGCAUCUGUCACCUCCAGAGGGGCUGUGUCCAGGGCCAUGCGGGCGCUGUGGGACCUCCUCCUCGUCGGUGCGAUGCUGGGGUGCAUGGCGGAACAGCAGGUGCUGGUGAAGCGGGUACAGGAGGGAGGCACCGUUGUGUUGAACUGCACCGAGGCAUCCGACGUGAACCACUGGUUCUGGUUGCCCGACUUUCAAGAGUGCGCGGAGGGCAAACCUGCGUCGGAGCAAUUCGACGGUCGGAUCGAAAUGACGAGCAACCCCGACUGCGAGCUCGUGCUGCGCAACCUGACGGCGAGAGACGCGGGGAAGCUCAUCGUGCCGGAGAGCAUGCACCGGAACGUGGAGCUCGUGAUCACGCCCGACUGCACCGGGCUGCACAUCCAAGCGUCUCCACAUGGCCCCUUCAUGGUCAGCGCGUCUGUCAACCUCACCUGCCGGCUUCCCCGGCACGUCUCAUCUGCCACCCCCGUGCGCUGGACCUUCUUCACGCUGGGGAAGGGCGCAGCCGAGCAGCACGGAGAGGUGGUGACGGCCAGCAGGGAAGGGCUGUGGACCUGCACCGUCGGGGAUCGCGCCACCCACUUCUGCCUCAGCAAAUCGAGCUCGUCCACGAUGAAUGGCUGGUGGUGCAACGAGACCAAGCUGGUGAUGAGCGAGGUCGGUCGUUCUUCCGAGAGCAGCCCGUGGACCAUCUCGUCGCUCCCUAUGCCCUUGCUCAUCGCCGUCUGCGUGGGAGCAGCCCUGCUGCCGCUGCUGCUUCUGUCAGCAAUCAUUUACGCCUGCUUCAUGAGGAACAAAGUACUACUCUCUCCAUACGCAACCCAGUAUGACUGCAAGCCACAUACAAUGCUGCCAGACAAAGCAAUGGCCGUACCCAACCAUGUACUGGACCGUUACCAAGAGUCUGUGGAGGAGGACUGUGGCGAGGAAUACGUGCCGAUGAGUGGUCUGAGUCAAGGAAGUGGAACUGAGAUAGAGAUAGAAUUGCAAGACUACGAGAACAUCAGCAAGUCUGAGACGGUAUCUGGAAAUGCAGAAGCGCAACCUCGCAGGAAUGAAGAUGUCUACUUCAACGACGAUCUCUAUGGAGAAGUGGAAUGAAGUGUUACAGAAUAUUCGGACA